Molecule: messenger RNA, 1543 nt
Organism: Arachis stenosperma
Lineage: Eukaryota; Viridiplantae; Streptophyta; Magnoliopsida; Fabales; Fabaceae
Product: E3 ubiquitin-protein ligase NLA
Exons: 6
Coding region: 227-1207 (326 amino acids)
Molecular function (GO): metal ion binding
Source: RefSeq, a predicted model, not a curated record
AGAAGGAGCAAAAGCAAAGUGUCACUUUCUGAGUUUAUGAUUUGUACACGUUAACCACUCCAAAUCGCUGCCAUUGCCAACACACUCAAAUCUCAAUUCAGAUGCUUUUGUUGCGCUUUCACCUUCACUUUCUCAUAUAAGAAGCAGAACCCACGCACACGAAGACAAGGCAUGCACAGUACAUGUUUGCAGAAAGGACGAAGAAGAAGAAGAAGAAGAAGAGAUCAUGAAGUUCUGCAAGAGAUACCAGGAGUACAUGCAAGGCCAGGAGAAGAAGCUUCCUGUUGUUGGCUUCAAGAAGCUCAAGAAGAUGUUGAAGCGCUGCUCCCGACGACACUCUUCAUCAUCAUCAUCUCGAUCAUCUUCUUCUCUUCCACUCAACACCUGCCCAGAUCAAUGCCCAGUGUGCGAUGGAACCUUCUUCCCUUCGCUUCUCACUGAAAUGUCAGCCAUAGUAGGCUGCUUCAACCAGCGGGCUCAGAAAUUGCUGGACCUGCACCUCGCUUCUGGUUUCAGAAAGUACUUCUUCUGGUUCAAAGGCAAAUCACAAGGGAGCCACAACGCUCUCAUUCAAGAAGGAAAAGACCUUGUUACUUAUGCACUCAUAAACGCUGUUGCAAUCAGAAAAAUACUGAAGAAAUAUGAUAAGGUUCAUUAUUCCAGGCAAGGACAAAUGUUCAAGUCACAGGUCCAGAGUAUGCACAAGGAAAUUCUGCAAAGUCCUUGGCUUUGUGAGCUUAUGGCCUUCCACAUCAAUCUGAGGGAAACUAAGGUCCAGUCUAGGAAGGCACAUGCUUUCUUUGAUGGAUGUUCUCUCACGUUUAAGGAUGGAAAACCAGCACUCACUUGUGAGCUACUUGAUUCCAUCAAAAUUGAUAUCGACUUGACUUGUUCUAUAUGCCUGGACACAGUGUUUGAUCCAGUUUCUCUAACCUGUGGCCACAUAUUCUGCUAUAUUUGUGCUUGCUCUGCUGCAUCAGUAUCUAUUGUUGAUGGAAUUAAGGCAUCCGAUUCUAAGAAAAAAUGUCCUUUGUGCCGAGAGAGUGGAGUGUAUGAAGGAGCUGUGCGCUUGGAAGAACUAAAUAUACUGUUGGGCCGAAACUGCCAGAAAUACUGGGAGGAAAGGGCUCAAUCAGAAAGGGUAGAGAGGCUUAAACAGAUAAAGGAACACUGGGAAUCGCAAUGCAGGUUAUUCGUAGGUGUCUAAGCAAAACGAGUCAAGAAGCCAUCUCAGAUUCUGCGGUCAAAGCUUAAAUGUGAAUACACAUUUGCUGAUAUAUGGUUUGUAUAUAACAUUCUGAAUCGUGUUUGUUAAAACCGCUUGUAAGCUGGUGUUACUUCUCAAGAAGGGGUUCUUUGUCAGUAUCACUAAUAAGAAAGGGGUGUUUCCUUGUGACAUAAAUUUUCAAGCAAAAAAACGGGAAUUCAGUGAUGAGAUAGAAGCCGAUUCCCUUUUUCUCUUUCUUUCUUUUCUGUCCGUAAAUUGUAUAAGGAGCUGUAGCCUAACUGGAUACUGGAUAAGAUAAUAACCAGUCUUCGUAAA